This is a messenger RNA of Suillus clintonianus, 528 nucleotides long. RefSeq lists its product as uncharacterized. Gene Ontology annotation, molecular function: calcium-dependent protein serine/threonine phosphatase regulator activity; calcium ion binding. Bases 1 to 528 code for a protein of 175 amino acids. The record is from RefSeq and is a predicted model, not a curated record. The transcript has 8 exons. Lineage: Eukaryota; Fungi; Basidiomycota; Agaricomycetes; Boletales; Suillaceae.
AUGGGUCAAACACCAUCACAGUUUAUGGAGGACAUGCAGAAGCGGUCCAACUUCACAUCCGCUGAGCUGGAAAGAUUGAAGAAACGCUUUAUGAAGCUAGACAGUGACGGCUCGGGCUCCAUAGAUCGCGAAGAAUUUCUGCAAAUACCACAAAUAGCUACCAACCCAUUAGCCUCAAGGAUGAUUGCAAUCUUUGACGAAGAUGGAGGAGGGACUGUGGACUUCCAGGAGUUUGUGGGUGGUUUGAGCGCAUUUAGUAGUCGAGGAGGGCGAGAAGAGAAGCUACGAUUCGCAUUCAAGGUUUAUGAUGUGGAUCGAGAUGGGUUCAUUUCCAACGGAGAGCUGUUUCUGGUAUUGAAAAUGAUGGUCGGGAAUAAUCUCAAGGAUCAACAACUGCAGCAGAUUGUCGACAAGACGAUCAUGGAGGGCGAUCUAGAUCGUGAUGGGAAACUCAGCUUCGAAGAGUUCGCCCAGAUGGUGUCAAACACGGACAUUGUCAAGCAGAUGACGCUUGAAGACCUCUUCUGA